GUUAAUUUCACUAAACCUUCAUAGCCUCAUGUGGGCCUAAUGAGACUGUUGUGAAAAACGGAUACACCACCGAUGACAUUGAGUUUUACUGGCGUGGGGAUGAUAAUGCAGUAACAGGAGUGACAAAGAUUGAACUUCCACAGUUCUCCAUUGUUGAUUACAAACUUAUCACCAAGAAGGUUGUUUUUUCCACAGGUUCCUAUCCCAGGUUGUCCCUCAGCUUUAAGCUUAAGAGAAACAUUGGUUACUUUAUUCUGCAAACAUAUAUGCCUUCCAUCCUGAUCACUAUCCUCUCCUGGGUCUCCUUCUGGAUUAAUUAUGAUGCAUCAGCUGCAAGAGUGGCAUUAGGAAUUACAACUGUUCUUACAAUGACUACGAUCAAUACCCACUUGCGGGAGACUCUUCCUAAAAUCCCUUAUGUGAAGGCCAUUGACAUGUACCUGAUGGGGUGCUUUGUCUUUGUUUUCAUGGCCCUUCUGGAAUAUGCUUUGGUCAACUACAUCUUUUUUGGGAGGGGACCCCAGCGCCAAAAGAAAGCAGCUGAGAAAGCUGCUAGUGCCAACAACGAGAAGAUGCGCCUGGAUGUCAACAAGAUUUUUUAUAAAGAUAUUAAACAAAAUGGGACCCAAUAUCGAUCCUUGUGGGACCCAACUGGAAACCUCUCCCCAACUAGACGGACUACCAAUUACGAUUUCUCUCUGUAUACGAUGGACCCACAUGAGAACAUCUUACUGAGCACGCUUGAGAUAAAAAAUGAAAUGGCCACAUCUGAGGCUGUGAUGGGACUUGGAGACCCCAGGAGCACAAUGUUGGCCUAUGAUGCCUCCAGCAUCCAAUAUCGGAAAGCCGGAUUACCCAGGCAUAGUUUUGGCCGAAAUGCCCUGGAGCGACAUGUGGCACAAAAGAAAAGCCGCCUGCGGAGACGCGCCUCCCAACUGAAAAUCACCAUCCCCGACUUGACUGAUGUGAAUGCCAUAGAUCGGUGGUCCCGCAUAUUCUUCCCCGUGGUCUUUUCCUUCUUCAACAUCGUCUAUUGGCUUUAUUAUGUGAACUAAAACAGCCCCCCAUGGGAAGCAAGGACUAGAUUCUUCCUCAAACCAGUUGUACAGCCUGACGUAGGACUUGGAAAACACAUCAAUCCAGGACAAAAGUGAUGCUAAAAUACCUUAGUUGCUGGCCUAUCCUGUGGUCCAUUUCAUACCAUUUGGGUUGCUUCUGCUAAGUAAUGAAUACACUAAAGUCCUUGUGGUUUUCCAGUUAAAAUGCAAGUGAUUUGUACACAUGCUGGCAAGACUGUCUGAAUGUUCCACUUUUUCUGCUUAUGCAGCCUAUAUAGAGGGCAAUUAUUUAGAAGAUAUUCUUAGAGGGCUCAGUAGCAUUGCCAGUCAUUUUUCUGAGAAGUGGUCAUAUCCAGAUAUUCCCCAUCUUCAUUUCUAAGGUUGGCAUGCUGUUGAGAUGGCACUGUGUUUAUGAAACAUUAUCUGCAAUGCCAUGCAAACAUGCUUACUGAAGAUGGCCUAUGCCUGUCUUAAGGUGAUAAUGGUGUGUCAUGGGAAAAUAAUUCCCACUGGAUUCUGGAAGUUUCUCAUGUAGUUCAAACAGGAUAGGGAGAGUGAAGGCACAUACUUGGUAACCAAUUUGGCUAGUCUCUGCUUGAGCAUAGGGAGUCAACUCUGAUGUCUUCCAUUUUGGCAUUUAGAAACUGGGGACUACUGAACAUCAUCAUGCAUGGUGGCCAAGAAAUGUUUCUAAAAGGCUAUUUCUAGGUGGUUAAAAUAAGA
Molecule: messenger RNA, 1781 nt
Organism: Hyaena hyaena (striped hyena)
Lineage: Eukaryota; Metazoa; Chordata; Mammalia; Carnivora; Hyaenidae
Product: gamma-aminobutyric acid receptor subunit beta-2
Exons: 6
Coding region: 267-1055 (262 amino acids)
Biological process (GO): regulation of membrane potential; chemical synaptic transmission; signal transduction
Cellular component (GO): GABA-A receptor complex; synapse; membrane
Molecular function (GO): neurotransmitter receptor activity; monoatomic ion channel activity; GABA-A receptor activity
Source: RefSeq, a predicted model, not a curated record